Molecule: messenger RNA, 312 nt
Organism: Lobosporangium transversale
Lineage: Eukaryota; Fungi; Mortierellomycota; Mortierellomycetes; Mortierellales; Mortierellaceae
Exons: 3
Coding region: 1-312 (103 amino acids)
Source: RefSeq, a predicted model, not a curated record
AUGCAAAAUAAGGCCCGUAAAAGAACAUUAAAACAUACUUUUUCUUAUCUUACACAACCAGUGUCUUUACACAUGUCAGAGUCGAUUACAAGUGUAUUGAAUGACUCGUCCUUAGUGCUUUAUAGAGUGAAUGAGCACAUUCACAAGAAAGUACCACAGUUAGUUGAGGAAAAGCGAGCACUGGCUUCGACAUGCAAGAGCGUCGAGACAGCUAACCAAGACCUAGAAGAUGCACGACAGAUCAUCUCUAGUAUGCAAUGGCUAACUGAGUUGAGCGAGAUUGAGGCUCUUGUGAAGCGAGCAUUGUCAUGA